Messenger RNA from Paraglomus occultum, 2067 nucleotides. The record is from the annotation of a GenBank genome assembly. Lineage: Eukaryota; Fungi; Glomeromycota; Glomeromycetes; Paraglomerales; Paraglomeraceae.
AUGCCAGUAAACAAUAGCAACGUAGUCAAACCAAUGAGUAACACAGGUCGCUUUGGUCCUCAACCCGGAGGAGGGAUACUAACACGAACCACUUUGCCCGGCGUAAAUCCAGGACAACAAGUAACAAGACCGCUCACUACACCAUACCCACCAUCAGUAGUACUUCAACGACCAGUAGGAGGUGCAACAGCGCUGAACAGGACUAAUGGACGCUUAGCUACUUUAUCAUUACCUAUGUCUUCAUCCUUCAAAUCCUAUUCUGAUCCUUCCCAAAUCAUGCCAAUUCAUUCCCAAAAACUUAAUUAUCCCUCCCUCUCCACCAACAAUCCAUUCCAUGUAGGAUCGAAUGCUCCAUCAUGGAACUACACUUCACCAGCAACCACACUAAAUCAAUCUCUCUCACUCCGCCAGCACCAACAACCCUUCUCGCAAUAUCCAAACAGUCUAUCGACCGAUGACUUUCCCGCAUUAGUUAGCUCAAACACUUCAUCUACAACCCCUGCUACGCCGACGAGUACGACUGCCCCAACAAUAACCGGAACAUCUUCCACAAACGCCACUUCAGCACCGAAUGCCAUUUCUUCUUCCAGCGUGCUCAAUUCGACGCCCUUCCCGUCAGCAGCGCUUCCAUCAAGUACAAAUAUUGCACCUUCGUCCACUCUCGGUUCUACAUACGCAACAACUGCAAGUACGGCACCCUCAUCGAAUGGUUCGAAUGCCGGAAUAGAUGGAAGACUUAAUUCUGGUCAUCCUCGACAAAGCCAAGAGUUUAGCAUCGAUGAGUUUCCCGCUUUGCCAAAUGCCGCGUCAAACAAUAGGUUACAAAGCGGAGGUCAUACGCAAAACGUUGAUGGGUUAACCCAUCAUCCUAAUGGACUUGCCUUGGGUGGCGUGACAGCAGUCGGUGGUGUUUCUGGGCAGGAUUGGCGGUUGGGUCUUGGCAGUGUAAGAUCGACAACGCAGCCGUCUAUGAAUUCGGUUUCCGAGCAGGACAAAAAGGCCUAUUUGUCAAAACCGCUUGUGUCGUCAGGUGUUACGAUGCAAAAUGCGACUUCUGUAGUAUCGAAUAUGCAGCCGUACAUUUUAGGAUCAACACCGUCACAACAACAGCAACCGUCACAAAUUUCCUCGUCCAACAAUCCGUCAUCAUCUUCGCCAUCUCAAAACCCGCUAUCUUCGUCCCAAGCACCGUCACAAGUUCCGUCUCCGUCGCCUACUUCGCAACAGGGCCAAAUGAUACAGACAGCACAGACAACACAACAAUCGUCUUCAUUACCGCAAUCCCAGUCCGUAUUAAAUGACAAGUAUGGGCUGCUGGGUUUAUUAGAUGUAAUAAGAAUGAGUAAUGAGGAUCUUACAAUGUUAGCUCUAGGAAACGAUUUGGCAACAUUAGGAUUGAACCUUGAUUCGUCAGAUGCCCUUUAUGCAACAUUCACAUCGCCAUGGUCCGACGCAUCGCUUACGCCGGGGCUAAUUGAACCCGAAUAUCACCUACCACCUUGCUAUAAUGUUCAACCACCACCGCCAGCACAUGAGAAGAUUGCAUCUUUUUCGGAUGAAACAUUAUUUUAUAUCUUUUAUUCCAUGCCAAGAGAUAUAUUACAGGAGUAUGCGGCACAGGAAUUAUACAACCGAAAUUGGCGGUAUCAUCGUGAACAUCGCCUAUGGCUGACAAAAGAACUGGGCACUGAACCAAUAACAAAAACAGCAACAUACGAAAGUGGCACGUAUAUCUUUUUCGACCCAACAACUUGGGAGAAAGUGAAGAAAGAGACAAUUCUUAUGUAUGAAUUACUCGAAGGACCACCUCUUCUUCCAUCCAUCCCAUCUGCAUUUAGUCAACAAGGAGGGGGGAUACAACAAGGGCUGAGUGGAAUGAACAUGGCAAAUUUGAUGGGACUAGGGGGAAUUCCAAAUACGAUCGGAGGGAGCGGAUUAGGAUUAGGUGGACCUCAGUUGCAGUUACAUCAUCAGUAUGCGAGUGGUGGACAACACCUAGGAGGGCCAUUACCUGGCCUUGCAUCUGGUGGGCAUUAUGCGGUGCAAGGAGGAAUGAAAGAAUUUUGA